AUGGGUACCUACCGCGUCCGCGUGUCCACCGGGGCCUCGCUCUUCGCGGGCUCCAACAACCAGGUGCAGCUGUGGCUGGUGGGCCAGCACGGGGAGGCGGCGCUCAGGACACGUCUGUGGCCGGCGCGGGGCACGGAGGCGGAAUUCAAGGAGGACGUGCUGGAGUACCUGGGGCCUCUGCUGUUCGUGAAACUGCGCAAACGGCACCUCCUUCAGGAUGACGCCUGGUUCUGCAACUGGAUCUCCGUGCAGGGCCCCGGGGCCAGUGGGGACGAGUUCAGGUUCCCUUGUUACCGCUGGGUGGAGGGCGACGGCGUCCUGAGCGUACCGGAGGGCACUGGCCGCACAGUGGUGGACGACCCUCAAGGUCUGUUCAAGAAACACAGGGAAGAGGAGCUGGAAAAGAGAAGGAAGCUGUACCGGUGGGGUAACUGGAAGGAGGGGUUAAUCCUGAAUGUGGCUGUGGCCAAAAUAAAUGACCUCCCUGUAGAUGAGCGAUUUCUGGAGGACAAGAGAAUUGAGUUUGAGGCUUCACUGGCUAAAGGGCUGGCAGAUCUCGCUCUCAAAGACGUUUCAAAUAUUCUGACUUGUUGGAAUGAUCUGGAUGACUUCAACCGGAUUUUCUGGUGUGGCCAGAGCAAGCUUGCUGAGCGGGUGCAGGACUCGUGGAAGGAGGAUGCCUUAUUUGGAUACCAGUUUCUCAAUGGUGCCAACCCCAUGCUGCUGAGGCGCUCCGUUCACCUUCCUGCCCGCCUAGUGUUCCCUCCAGGGAUGGAGGAACUGCAGGCCCAGCUGGAGAAGGAACUCAAAGGAGGCACGCUGUUUGAAGCUGACUACUCCCUGCUGGAUGGGAUCCAGGCCAAUGUCAUCCUGUGUAGCCAGCAGCACCUGGCUGCCCCUUUGGUCAUGCUGAAACUGCAGCCUGAUGGGAAACUCUUGCCCAUGGUCAUCCAGCUUCAACUUCCAAGCCUGGGAUCCCCCCCACCUCCACUUUUCUUGCCCACGGAUCCCCCAAUGGUCUGGCUCCUGGCCAAAUGCUGGGUCCGUAGCUCUGAUUUCCAGCUUCAUCAGCUGCAGUUUCAUUUCCUGAGGGGGCACUUGAUGGCUGAGGUCAUUGCUGUGGCCACCAUGAGGUGUCUUCCAUCGAUACAUCCUAUCUUCAAGCUUAUAAUCCCCCACCUGCGAUACACUAUGGAAAUUAAUGUCCGGGCCAGGACUGGGCUGGUCUCUGACAUGGGAGUUUUCGACCAGGUGGUGAGCACAGGUGGGGGAGGCCACGUGGAGCUGCUCAAGCAAGCUGGAGCCUUUCUAACCUACAGAUCAUUCUGUCCCCCUGAUGAUUUGGCUGACCGGGGGCUCCUGGGAGUCAAGUCUUCCUUCUAUGCCCAAGAUGCACUGCAGCUCUGGGAAAUCAUCUCUCGGUAUGUGGAGGGAAUUGUGAAUCUACACUAUAAGACAGAUGUAGAUGUAACAGAUGACCUUGAGCUGCAGAACUGGUGUCGAGAGAUCACUGAAAUUGGGCUGCUAGGGGCCCAGGAUCGAGGGUUUCCUGACUCUUUACACUCUCGGAACCAGAUUUGUCACUUUGUCACCAUGUGCGUCUUCACCUGCACUGGUCAACACUCCUCCACCCACCUAGGCCAGCUGGACUGGUUCACUUGGGUCCCUAAUGCACCCUGCACAAUGCGGCUGCCCCCGCCGACCACCAAGGAUGCAACGCUGGAGACAGUGAUGGCAACACUGCCAAACUUUCAUCAGGCUGCUCUCCAGAUGUCCAUCACUUGGCAGCUGGGCAGACGCCAGGUCAUUAUGGUGGCUUUGGGCCAGCAUGAGGAGGAGUAUUUUUCAGGCCCUGGGCCUGAGUCUGUACUGAGGAAGUUCAGGGAGGAGCUGGCUGCCCUGGAUAAGGAAAUUGAGACCCGGAAUGCCAACCUGGACAUACCCUACGAGUACCUGCGGCCCAGCCUGGUGGAAAACAGUGUGGCCAUAUGA
Messenger RNA from Cynocephalus volans (Philippine flying lemur), 1992 nucleotides. RefSeq names its product polyunsaturated fatty acid lipoxygenase ALOX15. The transcript has 14 exons. Gene Ontology annotation, cellular component: cytosol; plasma membrane. Gene Ontology annotation, molecular function: protein binding; iron ion binding; arachidonate 15-lipoxygenase activity. The record is from RefSeq and is a predicted model, not a curated record. Bases 1 to 1992 code for a protein of 663 amino acids. Gene Ontology annotation, biological process: linoleic acid metabolic process; lipoxygenase pathway; arachidonate metabolic process. Lineage: Eukaryota; Metazoa; Chordata; Mammalia; Dermoptera; Cynocephalidae.